This is a messenger RNA of Pyrus x bretschneideri (Chinese white pear), 1985 nucleotides long. Its product is annotated as endo-1,4-beta-xylanase 5-like. The transcript has 7 exons. Gene Ontology annotation, molecular function: hydrolase activity, hydrolyzing O-glycosyl compounds. Lineage: Eukaryota; Viridiplantae; Streptophyta; Magnoliopsida; Rosales; Rosaceae. The record is from RefSeq and is a predicted model, not a curated record. Bases 1 to 1734 code for a protein of 577 amino acids. Gene Ontology annotation, biological process: carbohydrate metabolic process.
AUGUUCACAACAGUUUGCACCUUAUUUCUUUCAUGCAUUGUUCUCUUUCUCGGGCAUGGAACCCACGCUUCGUCGUACAACUACUCGACAACUACAAAAUGCUUGGUAGAACCACUAGAUCCUUUGUAUGGAGGAGGAAUUAUAGUAAAUCCAGAAUUUAAUCACAACACAGAAGGAUGGAAAGCUUUCGGAGAAGGGAGGAUAGAAGUACGAAGAACGUCAAAGCACAGAAACGGGUUCAUUGUGGCACACAAUAGAACACAUCCAUUAGACAGUUUCUCGCAGAUGGUUCAAGUCGAGGAAGGGAAAAUCUACAGCUUUUCUGCUUCUGUUCAAGUCAGUGAAGGAAGUGAGAUUGUAGCUGUUGUUUUUAAGUUUCCCAAUGGAGAUAUUGUACCUGGUGGCGAUGUAAUAGCUAAGAAAGGAUGCUGGACCCUGCUAAAAGGUGGCAUGGUAGCAAAUUUCACAACCCCAGUUGAGAUUCUAUUCGAGGCUGAAAAUACAUCAGUUGAAAUAUGGAUGGACAAUGUCUCAUUGCAACCUUUCACCAAGGAUGAAUGGAGAUCCCAUCAAGACAACAGCAUCAAUGAGGUACGUAAGAAAAGGGUGAAGUUGCAACUAACUCAAGCAAGUAAAGCUCCUCUAAAAGGAGCUAAAGUCACCAUCAAGCAAGUCAAGUCACACUUCCCAUUUGGGUGUGGAAUGAACCAUUUCAUCCUCACAAGCCCUGAUUACCAGAAUUGGUUCACGUCAAGGUUCAAAUGGACAACUUUCACCAAUGAGAUGAAGUGGUACAGCACUGAGAAAACACAAGGCCAAGAAAACUAUACCAUUGCAGAUGACAUGGUUAAAUUUGCACAACAGAAUGGAAUUUCGAUUAGAGGCCACAACGUCUUCUGGGACAAUGCCAACGCCCAGCCCAACUGGGUUAAAUCCCUUUCCCCCGAGGAAUUACGAAAAGCAGCAGCAAAGAGAAUCAACUCAGUGGUUUCUAGGUACAGAGGAAAAUUGAUUGCUUGGGAUGUAGUGAAUGAGAAUCUUCAUUUCAGAUUCUUUGAGGACAAACUUGGCAAAAAUGCUUCUGCAGAAUUCUACUUCACAGCUCAACAGCUUGAUCCUAGUACAGUUAUGUUCAUGAAUGAGUAUAACUCCAUCGAAUAUAGUAAAGACAUGAAAGCAGGUGCAGCCAACUAUAAGAAGAAACUUCAAGAGAUUUUAUCAUAUCCCGGAAAUGCAAAUCUAUCAGCAGGAAUAGGGCUGCAAGGCCACUUUGUUUCUGGUCAGCCAAACCUUGCUUACAUGAGAUCGACUAUAGACAUGUUAGGGGCAACAGGACUGCCAAUAUGGCUUACAGAAGUGGAUGUGGCAAAAGACCCUAAUCAGGCUCAAUAUUUGGAAGAGAUACUACGGGAGGGAUAUUCUCAUCCUGCGGUUAAAGGGAUCAUCAUGUUUGUAGGUCCAUUGUCAGCGGGUUUUAAUGUUACCACCCUUGCAGAUAACAACUUCAAAAAUACUCCAUCAGGAGAUGUUGUGGAUAAGCUGAUUGCUGAGUGGAGGUCUGGGACUCAAGAAAUCACAGCAAAUGAUCGAGGCUUUGUUGAUUUUUCCUUGUUUCAUGGAGAUUAUGAGAUAACUGUAGAAGACCACAUCACCAAUUCUACACUUUCUUUGAACCUUAGGGUCACACAAACUGAACCACAGGAAAUUGUUCGUAUUGAUACCCUGAAAGUCUAGCGAGCAAUAUCUUUCCUACAACAAUAAUCGAUUUUGAAUUUUUUUUUUUUUUUUUUAUCAAUUUACAAAUAAUUUACAUGCAGUACUCUUAACUCUGUCACGAUCUUCUUUCUUAUACUCUUUACGCCGCUCUUCUUCUUAUAUACUCUUUCAAAAGUUUAAGAUAUGUUCGUUCUCAGGCCGUUUGGAAGUACUUUUUAAAUGACUAAAAGCGCUUUUAGAGAAAUGUUUUUUGUUUCCAAAAGCACUUG